Molecule: messenger RNA, 1506 nt
Organism: Letharia columbiana
Lineage: Eukaryota; Fungi; Ascomycota; Lecanoromycetes; Lecanorales; Parmeliaceae
Exons: 1
Coding region: 1-1506 (501 amino acids)
Source: RefSeq, a predicted model, not a curated record
AUGAAGCACUUUACCGCCUACAAGUUGACCCACACACUCCAGACCUACCUUGGUAUGGUCAUGAACAACGGCGAGCCACGAGUCCGCUUAGAUCCAUGCAUACCCAACUACUUGAUAGACACCGAAGAGAUUCAAGUAUCAGCCAAGCACCCCAGCUCGCUCUCGGAAGAAGCUCUUGUCGCUCUGUUCACUUCCUGCGUUCUCGACUGCCGUCUGCCACAAUUCCGUAAUCCCAACGACCCUGAUGUAAAGCGCUUGAAAGCAAACAUAUAUGCAUGCUGCGACACGCAGAUCGAUAUCGCUUUCAUGAAAAGCAAUAUAGGCUCGCUGCUGCGGUUGGACCUGGAGCAAGCAGCAGCCGUUGUGAUAUCCGCUAUCAGGAACGACGAUGGUAUAGCGAACAGAUCAGAAAUUGUGCAAUCACUUCUGAAAGAAAUCCACCCUAAGGUCCUAAGUCACAGCUGUAUGUGGUUCGAAUACGCACACAUGGACUCGGCAAUAACCAUCCAAGCACGCAAGUUCUCCCAUAUAGUCACACAGACACGACACAUAAUUCAAGAUAAGCACAUGGUUGAAAUGGGCGAAUGUCCCGACUGGCAAUGCCUACUUCCCCUUCUUCUGCGCAUCCGCCGUUGCUCUCCACGCUCGCGCUGCCUUUUCAUUCCUGAAUGGAUCUUUCGCGAAGCGAACGCCACUCCUCCCUCCGAGUUUUGCGUCUGGGACAAGCGGGGUCGCGUGGCUGCCGGACACGAGCCCAUCCUAGCGCCUGCCUCCGAUAGUAUCGUCCUGACUCGCAAAGAGUUUCGCCGCGUUCAACGCCGUCUCUUGCGGUACUUCCGCUUCUGGGAUCCCACACUCUGUUUACGACAAGACAUCAAGAAUCUUGAAGCCAACGUCAUUUACGGCACCGAGCUCAUCAGGUCUCAGGUGCUUCCUUCAAACGAUACUCUCGUUGUAGCACACUACUUCUUUGCACUUCAGCGCCGUAUGCAGCGUAAGGUGGUCUCAGACUUGCAGUGGACUAGCUUUCUUCAGAAAGGGGAGAGUGGGAACAUUGUGCAAAACAACCCUGAGAUUCCAACCACCUUCGAAGAACGCCUCAGUACCCUCAGUGGUCAGAGCGGCGUCCCUCUCUCCGGAUCUUUACUACCGCAGAUAGACCAGUGUUGCCUCUUGAUGGAAUCCUACGUCAAGGUCUACGGUAACGGCGAUCGUAAAAAUCUUGUUUUCGUACGGGGCGUGAGCGGUGGGUCGGGUCGUGGUGCAGUAGAUGAUUACAACUUGCUUUGCGAUAUCCUGAACACUUUGUGUGGUAAGGCCAAGGAAGAAGGCGUCAAAAUGCCCGGUCCAGUGAGGAAGUUCUUAGCGAAGGACAUCAUGGCUUGGAACGAGGCAUUCGGUGAUGAUGCUUUCGCUGGCGGGAGGGUGCCGGGAUGGGAGCCAUGGCUGGCUGAACGACGUGAGAUGGGGAUCCUUCAAGGGAUCGAGGCAUUGAGUAUAGAGUGA